Messenger RNA from Exophiala xenobiotica, 1852 nucleotides. RefSeq lists its product as uncharacterized. The record is from RefSeq and is a predicted model, not a curated record. The transcript is spliced from 2 exons. NCBI's taxonomy places the organism in Eukaryota, Fungi, Ascomycota, Eurotiomycetes, Chaetothyriales, Herpotrichiellaceae. Bases 536 to 1342 code for a protein of 268 amino acids.
GCAGCCGUUUCGCUGUUUCUCGGUCCAUCAUUCGACCCUUUCAUCAUCCGGCAUUCAAUCUUCAACCUUUCUCCUCUUUCUCUUAUCUCCACCACCUGAGGUCUUCUCAAUCACACAACUCUUUCCUCUCUGGUUUCUCCUUCUUCUAUGAGGACUUGGACGAUCUGCUUUUCUGUUUUCCUCAGACAAUUCGAUCUGCUGUAGAUCAGUCCCAUAUUCCUUCACGCUUUACGAAACUUGCCGGCUCAGCAUUCUGCUACCCUGCAGCGUCGAUCCUUCUCGAUCUUCAUUCACACCUCCGUGCCUAAACAGCUGGCUGUACCCACCUGGCUGAAGCGGCCUAUCCGUCGACCUGACCCUACCGGACCUUGUUGGCCUUGAUCUUACAGAAGUACAUCCCUGUGUCGGCCGACGUCCAAUAACAACGCCAUAGAGCCCUCCGAACUCCUUCCUCGGCCGCUUUCCUCGACCUCUCGUUAAUUAUCCCUAAUCUCCAUGAUGCCCUCUUUGUCAGGCCUUCCAUGUUAGCCCGCCAAUGGAGUUGUCAGAAGCACAUUCUUCAAGGAAGGAAAAGAAGGGUUUGCGAAGGAUUUGGAAAAGAAUCAACAACAUUUUUCGAAAGAAACCUAUACCCCCCACAUCAACACCCACUGCGCCGACUACCACCACCUCACAAUCUGCGCCAAAAUCGAAGGCUGUACAAGUUCCCGAGGCUACGGUGCCCGCAGCUCAGCAGCCAUCCGUUACCGAAAACGAGCCGAUUGAAGUCGACUCUAUGCAGGAAGAUACUCCGUUACCGACCGAUGCAAAUGCACAACCAACCCAACAAACGCCGCGAGAACCUUCCAACGACCAAGAUAUGCAGUUUUGGAAAGCCAAGGCAAUAUUUGCCAGGUACAAUAUCGAAUUGACGGAGGCUGAUUGGGGUAUGAGGCCGAAAGGACCAUGUGAAAGAGUCUCGAAGCCCAUAAGACAAAGGGUCAGAUACACCUGUCAUAAUUGUUCUACCACCUUCGGCUAUGACAAAGUCUGCAAUGGGUGCCAACACCGUCGAUGCACACGAUGUUCUCGCUACCCGCCGAGGAAAGAUCGCUCGAGAACUACAAAAGCACCAGUAGCCCCUUCAGCGGCCGAGACAGCUGUGGAAGCUCAUGGGAACAGCGUUGAGGGAGCGUGUCACGAAUGUCAGACAGGUUUUGAAUUGGGUACGCAAGAAUGUCCGAACUGUCACCACCAGAUAUGUGACAGAUGUAUCCAAGAGACUACAAUUACCAUCGAUGAGCCUCAGCGCAGAGCAGAUGAACAGGCAGCUCCGGGAAAUCAAUCAACUACGGUCAGCUGACAUCGACGUUGCCAUGUCAAACUUCUUCCAAUUUCGACUUAUACCUUCCGAGCAUUUACAUGAUGCGAUGACGACUCCACCAUUUCACGACUUGAUCUUCAGAUCUGAGCGUUCUCGUUAUAAUACUCAUUUUCUGUGGCGUCCACGGAGUUCUCAUGGGUGAAUUUUGGGUGCAAAAGCGACAGGAUUCGAAUCUGUGAACUUCUAUCUCCAGUCUUCAGGACACACUAUUCAUACGUCAGGAGCGUCUUCGGGUUAUACAGUGCUUGGAUCGAGGACUGGGUCAGGGGCAAGGGGACGGAAAAGGCCAUCGAGAGAGAGCGCGCGCGAGAGAUACCCCUGCACAGAGAUGAGAAUGUUACAGCGAGGGUCAGAGGUGCGGAAUAGAUACCAUCACACAGACGACUUACUACAGCAACACCUUUCCGAGAGUGUCGCUGAUAUCAAUAGCAGCAAGCUUACCAACGGGGAGCUACGAGAUCAAUGAAUAUAUACAUGCUUCUCUCCUUA